AUGGACAGCGCGGCCGCUCCGGAGGACGACGACGCCCUGGCGGCCACGCAGGAGGAGGACGACGCCCUGGCGGCCACGCAGGAGGAUGCCGGCGGCCUGGCGGCCACGCAGGAGGAGGGCGGCGGCGAGACCGACGACGAGAGUGCGAGCUGGGGCAAGCUCCUCUCUGCGGACGGCUCCGUCUCGCUCGAUUGCGAGGAGGCAGAGCACAGCGUGGGCCGCGCGCCGACCUGCAGCCUCGUCCUCGCCUCCCAGCGAGUGAGCGCCCUGCACGCUCGCCUGCGCCGCGGCACGCCACCCACCGUGGAGGACUGCUCGACAAACGGCGUGUGGCACAAUGGCGCUCGCAUCGGCAAGGGCAACCUCGUCGGCCUCCACGACAAGGACACGCUCGCGUUUGGGUGCGCGCCGGGAGGCGGCGGCGCAGCCUUCACCUUUGCCGCCGGCGCAUCGGCUCUGGGCGCUGGCGGCGCGGCAGCGGGCAGCAGCAGCCUCGCCAGCGAGGACCACAUCUCGUGCAGCGUCUGCCAGGACAUCCUCCACAACGCCGUCUCGCUCCAGCCCUGCCUGCACUCGUUCUGCGCCGGCUGCGUCUGCGGCUGGCUCAAGCAGAAGAAGGAGUGCCCGCAGUGCCGCUGCUGCCCCGCUGAGUGCCCGCAGUGCCGCGCGCCCAUCGUCGCCGCGUCGCGCAACCACACCAUCAUCGGCAUCCUGAGGAAGCGGGGCCGGGCGCACAGCGACGCGUCCGGCUCGGACUCGGACGGCGACGGCGACGACGACUCGGACGGCGGCGGUGGCGACCCCAUGCUUGCGCAGCUGAUGCUCGCGCGGCUGCAGGCGCAGAUGGCGGCGGCGGUGGCCAGCCUGACGCCGUGCUCCGGCUGCGGCAGCUUGCGCGCCGCCGACCAGCUCCGCCGCCUCACCGAGGAGCGCCACCUGCCCGCCUCCCUCCCGGACCGCGCCCUCGGGAACGGCUUCGAGACGGCCAUCCUCACGACGCAGCUGGCGCAGCGCGGCUCGAGCCUCGGCGCGAUGGUGCGCGAAGCGCUUUCCGCCGCCGCCGACCCGGCCGACCCGCGCUUCCGCCUCCCUGCCCCUCGCGGCGCCCCGCCGGGCGCACCGCCCGCCGACCCGGCGGCGCAGCUGUGCGAGCGCUGCUACAGCGACGCGCUCUUCUCGCUCGCCUACCAGUACCGCGCGAGCCUGCCUCGGUCCGAGCUGCCGCAGAGCGUGACGAGCCGCCCCAGCUGCUGGUACGGCCACGAGUGCCGCACGCAGAGGCGCGCCGAGCCGCACAAGCUCGAGCACGCCGCUCGCCUCAACCACAUCUGCGAGCCAGCCCCGGGCCGCCAGAGACCGCCGCGGCCGCAGCCACCGCAGCCGCUGCAGCCGCCGCCGCCGCAGCCACAACCGCCACCGCAGCAGCCACAGCCACCGCCACCGCCGCUGGCAGCAGCGCCGGCUGCAGGGCUUGCUGCUGGCACCGACGACGCGCCUGUCGUGCUCGACUAG
Molecule: messenger RNA, 1512 nt
Organism: Emiliania huxleyi CCMP1516
Lineage: Eukaryota; Haptophyta; Isochrysidales; Noelaerhabdaceae
Exons: 4
Coding region: 1-1512 (503 amino acids)
Biological process (GO): ubiquitin-dependent protein catabolic process; protein ubiquitination; mitotic cell cycle checkpoint signaling
Cellular component (GO): nucleus
Molecular function (GO): ubiquitin-protein transferase activity; protein binding
Source: RefSeq, a predicted model, not a curated record